Molecule: messenger RNA, 6945 nt
Organism: Hemicordylus capensis (graceful crag lizard)
Lineage: Eukaryota; Metazoa; Chordata; Lepidosauria; Squamata; Cordylidae
Gene: TTLL3
Product: tubulin tyrosine ligase like 3
Exons: 16
Coding region: 476-3241 (921 amino acids)
Biological process (GO): cilium assembly; protein polyglycylation; cilium movement
Cellular component (GO): cilium
Molecular function (GO): protein-glycine ligase activity, initiating
Source: RefSeq, a predicted model, not a curated record
UUCAUGGGGAUGGGUUUAGUACAGGGUAAUAAUAGGAGAACUUGGAUUAUAGGCAUGGUUUGCUAGACUUUGGAGGGCAAAGGUGGAAAUGGAACAACCGUCCUGGAGAUGGGUGAAUUGUCAUGGUGGGCUGGGAAUAUGAAGGAAGGGAUGGCGUUUGUACAGGUGUGUGUUUAUGUGAUGCAGAGCAUAAUUUCUGAAAUGAAAGUUGAUCAUGGCUCUGGUCUGAUUUGGAAACUACUCCCAUAUGGAGUCUUGGGGGCUGCUUGGGGCCAGCCAUUCAGUAGUGCAAGAAAGGCACUCUAUUAUUCCUGCAGAGAAGAACCCACAUUAGCAAAAGGACACACAAAAUGCAGUGGCACUGUUACAGCUCCCAUUUGAGUGCUCCUGAAAAAGGUGGCUGUGCAGUGCGCCAUGACUGACAUAUCUGUUCACUGUGAGUUGCUGUACAGGCAGUGGAGCUGGCACGAAGAAUAUGCCGGUGAAUGGCCCUGAAGCUGCUACGGCUCUCUCUUUCCCAGGAUUCUACUUUUCCCAACCAAAGAAGGUGGGGCCAAAGUGUAAAGCAAGAGAGAGCAGUGGCACUGGAGGGGGCAGAAGGCCUGGAAGAAGAGUUGGCAGGUUGAAGUCUGAUGGAAAUGCACUCCCCAAGGCUGAACAUACGCGUCUGCGCUCCACCUGCCGUCAGCCGGGCAUGGCUUCCACUGUCAGCAGGCGCAGACAGGAAGGAUAUGCGACCUCUCUGAUCGAUAGGCGUGCCCAGCGUAGCACCGGCUUUGGCCUUUCCUUCAAUCCUGAGCGCCUCAAGGAAGCCAGACUGUACGUGGAGAGGGCUAUCAAGCAAAGGAAGAUCUUCAUGGUGCAUGGCCCUUACCCUGUGAUCCGAAGGCGACUGCGUGGCAGAGGCUGGGUGGAGAGAAAGUUUCCCAAGUUGCCGAAACCUGUUCACAAGCAGGAGCGCAUGCCUGAUGGGGAGCAGGAGGAAGAUGGAGAGGAUAGUGAUGUGGCUGACGAUGAUGAUGAUGACGAUGAAGAAGAGGAGGAAGAUGAGCAAGAUGAUGAUUCUGAUGGCACCUAUAGCCUCAUGUCGAGGCUGGUUCGUAACCAGAUCCCCUACUUCAUCUGGACCAACCGGCGUGAUGUCAUUGACUGCCGCUUUCUGCGCAGGGACCAGAUGAUGAAUCACUAUGCCAAGGCAGGCACCUUCACCACUAAGGUAGGGCUGUGCCUUAACCUACGAAACCUGCCAUGGUUUGACCAGGCUGAUGCUGAUACAUUUUUUCCACGUUGUUACCGUCUGGGAGCUGCAGAUGAAAAGCAUGCCUUUAUUGAGGACUUCCAGCUCACUGCAGCCAGGAGCCUUCUCAAAGUGGUGGUGAAACGAUACUGGAGUGAGCCCACCUUCAUGACAGCGUUGGACACGUAUCAGGAUGAGCUCCCAAAUGAACAGGAGUCUCCAGAAGUCAAGCAGUGCACCAGCCGCAAGAAAGGGGUCAUAGUCUCAUCCCAACUGAUUGAAACCGCAAUACAUGCCUGUGAGGAGCACUUGAGCAGCUUGAGGCACCAAGACAUUGACAGAGACUUUGGAUCUCCCCUGCUAAUGACAAAGUCACACUGGGAAAAAUUUCUAAGUGGCUACCACCAGGUAGUCCACGAGGGGGCACAGAUGGUGCAGACAGGGGCCCAUGUUGAGCGGUGUGAAGACAUGCUGUACCGGCUAGCAAAGGUUGUUCCACAGUUGGACAUGGAAGGUGACAGGAACAUUUGGAUUGUAAAGCCAGGAGCCAAGUCCCGGGGAAGAGGCAUCCUGUGCAUGGACCGCUUGGAGGAGAUCGUGAAACUAGUGGACUGCGACCCCAUGAUUGUCAAGGAUGGCAAGUGGGUGGUGCAGAAAUAUAUCGAGACGCCCCUCCUGAUAUUUGGCACCAAGUUUGAUCUGCGCCAGUGGUUCCUGGUGACUGACUGGAACCCACUCACCAUUUGGUUCUACCGACACAGCUACAUCCGCUUCUCUACGCAGCCUUUUUCCCUCCGCAACCUAGACACCUCCAUCCAUCUGUGCAAUAACUCCAUCCAGAAGCAUUAUGAGAACUCGCUGAACCGCCACUCUGAGCUGCCCCCUGACAACAUGUGGUCAUCUGAGCAGUUCCAGGUCCACUUGCGGCAAAUGGGGGCACCAGAAGCUUGGACUCAGGUGAUUGUGCCUGGUAUGAAGGCAGCAAUCAUUCACGCCAUGCAAACCUCACAGGACUUAGUAGAGUUCCGCAAAAACAGCUUUGAACUCUACGGUGCAGACUUUCUUUUUGGAGAAAACUACCAGCCAUGGCUGAUUGAGAUCAAUGCCAGCCCAACCAUGGCAGCCUCCACUGCUAUUACCACUCGGUUGUGUGCCAGCGUGCAGGAGGAUACCCUACGUGUGGUCAUUGACCGCAAGUAUGACCGCACUUGUAGUACUGGAAACUUUGAGCUCAUUUACAAACAGGCUGCUGUGGAGGUCCCCCAGUAUGUUGGCAUUAGCCUUUUGGUAGAAGGUUCCACUGUUAAGAAACCUCGGCCGGCCUGCCAAAGAAGCCCUGGGGCAGGUGAUGGAAAGUAUGCCAGUGACCCACAGCAGCCCAAGGCCCCUAAGCUGAGUCACCGCCGCAGUAACCACAGUAGCCCCCGGGUCCCUACCCCAUCCUUGACAGCAAGAAAUGGCAAGAUAACAGAGCUAGCUGCUCCUGGGAAGGAGAACAAAGCCAAGGAGAAGGCUCCCUCCAGCAAGAUCCCCUCUUCAACUUCUGCCAGAUUCAAGCUGCCCAACAAAUCAGACCCCUGUAACAGAAGGGUGCUGAUGGCACACAGCAUGGCUACCUCCGCUAUCGUCCCAGGGGACAAGUUGCCAUGCCCAGCCCUGCUCUGUGUCAAAUCCGGCUCCCAGAAGCUGGCCACUGACCCACAGGCGUCUACUUGCAAUCAAGCCAAGUCUUCCAAGCUGUCUGGUGCGUUGGCGCAGGUACCCAGCAAAGCGAUCAAAUUGCCAGGCCCUGCUGUAGCCCACAGGCUCCCCUGCCUCUUCUGCAGAGACGGAAAAGCCUUGACAAGUUUGCAAGUGGUGUGCCGCUGCUCCAGAGCUGGGGCUUUGCUUCCGAAAGUUCCCAGACUCCGCUACCGCAAGAGGGUUGCCACUUGCCCGGUGCAGGUGUACAAAGAGGCCCUGAGGGCUUCUGGGACAGCCCUCUUCCCUUCACUCUUCCCUUGAGGACCUUCCUUGCUGACCAGCCCAGCAUGUCGAAUUGCCUCUCCCUGCCUCCUUCCUCAUCUCUGCCGGAGGGAAGCCUUGGAAGCUAGCUUUCGCUCAGACGCCUCUCAGCUUCAGCAGCAACUGGGAUGUUUCCCAUUUCUUGGAUGACCGCAGUAACAGCCGCGUGCUUUUCUGGUGCCCAGUUUCGAAAACCAAAUGGCUCUAUUGCUUUAGGAGGGGAGACAAAGACUCUGGAACCAUGUGGAAUAAUUGCCCCAUCUCAAUACUUCUGUGGCUGACUGACCUUGUGGCUUCAGUCUGGUAAGAGUCUGGCUAGGGUUCCGUGGAGCCUCCCCUUAGAAAUAUGCCUGGGUCUGGGACUCCCAGAAGACCUCUAGGGCCUAAUAUGAUGCUUGAAUCAGCCUCCUAGUCACUGAAAAUUAUUUAGACUGUUCAAUUUGCUUAGAAAAGCCCUCAAAGUGGGUAAUGGAGGCUCCUGCUAUGCUCUGUAUGUGAGCUUUUUCCUUCACGAGGUGGGAAGGCUUCCUGAAGAGACAGAUCCCUCAUCCUGAGCACUCCCAACACAUCUUUCUCUUUCAUCCACCAAGAAGAGACUCAAAGCCAUGACCAAAGAAGACUGAGCAAGAGAGGCCUGCUGGGUGAAGAAGAUCCACUAGCUAAGGCACAGGAGAGGGCAGUGACAGAUCCCCCCACAGGGCUAUACCAGUUGGCACAUAUUAGAAACCAAACUUACAAACCCUUUCAGGAGGACAACAGCUGCUUCUGCUGCACCCUCUCACAGGGUAAUGAAGAGCCAUGUUUCUGACAACAGCAGUACUUCAAUGUGUGUAGCUCUUUUGAGUGUUAAAAGUGCUUCACAGGCACUGACUCGCCAUCCUUACACCACCACUAUAAGAUAGAAAAGUAUCCUAUUAUGUAUGAGUGUUAAAGGCUGAAGCGGGACCUAAAGGCCCCCUUGUGAGUUCAUGGUAGAGGUUGGAUUCCAUAACAUGAUGCCUUAAAUAACAGGGCACCAGCUUUUGAUCUUGCUGAUCCUAAAGGUGGGGAUCAAAACUGACAGCUGAAGAGCAGAAUGUGGCACCCCAGAAGCCAAUUCAGAGGUGAGCACGUCUGUGCAGAGAGGCUGCUUGCUGUGGCUACAGGACUUGCCGGCUGUUCAUUCAGAGAGAUGGCUGGCCUACUUUCACAGGGGUGGCCAACCUGAGGCUCUCUAGCUGUUGUUGGACUACAACUCCCAUCACCCCCAGCCAUAAUAAAUGGCAGCUGAGGAUGAUGGGGGUUGUAGACCAACCAUGUUGGAGGAUCUUAGGUUGGCCUCCCUGUUCCAUUAUCUCCUCAAAGUAGCUUUCUAGUAAAAUGACCUGCUGAGCAGGACCUCUUAAACAUGAACUAUAAUUUGGCCUGCACGUAGUCAAUACCAAUAAUAAUUGUCAAUACCAGAAUAAUUAUCUUUGGGAAGGAGAAAUGCAAAAUAAAACCAGAAGAGUGUGUGUGUGUGUGUGAGAGAGAGAGUGUGUGUAUAGAAAAUCCUUAGCUUUUAUACCAGAGUGAGUUUUCCUGAAAUUUCCAUGGAAACUGUGAAAAUGAAGAAUCAGAUCAGCAUUCUUUUGUGCAAAAAGUUGUGCAUUUCAUGGGGACACUGACCCCAGUAUAGAUGUUUUAUUCUUGCACUAGGCUUCAGUUAAGUCCAUCACAUUUUUCUUGUCAAUGCUCCUGUGACAGUCAAGUUCAGCAGGUGAUAUUUUCAUUGCUGCACUUGUGUUUCCCCCCCAAUAAAGCAAGUUAAAGGCCCCCAGUUAAAGGCACAGGAGACAGCUAAGAAAAAGUGGCAAACCAAGUUUUGACCGGCCAAUGUUAAAUUUCCCUACUAGCUUUCACAGAGACCCCCUACAAGGGAGGAAAAUGCUAUUCUAGGACACAUUCAGCUGGGCUAAUUUGCCUGCACCACUCAAAUUAUAUACCUUAGAAUUAUGGGCUUGCACUCAUGUAAUAUUUGGACAAAAUUUGCAUUUGUCUCACUAGCUCAACUUGUGUGUUCAGCAUUACUAGGCUGGUGUACCAUUGUCCAUUAUGCUAGCCAUUUCCUUCCGGUUUGCAGCAGAAGCUACAUUUAUAUAGUACUGAUGGACUGCAUUUUGUCUCAGUAACAAAGCCACUGCUUUCCCUUUACUCAUCUCAGAGCACUUUUUUCAAAAGCAACAACAAAAAACUCCUCUAAAGUUUUUUUUUUGGUUGAACCAUCAAACAUUCAACUAGUUGUGUUUGAAGUGCUUGAAACCCAAAAACAAAGCAUAUGGAAGAGGGGCAAAUAGGAAGAGGCAAUCCAGAUUCAGUCCAUAAGCUGCAUCUGUCCUUUGAGGGAGGAAGAUGGUGCCAGGGGCAAGCAGAGCUCACCUCACAGCAGAAAAGCUGGCACUUGUGCUUGUUCCUGGUUACAUCUUCUUGUAGGCAAUAUUUCCUUCUAGUUUGGAUGUCACCUCCCACCCCCAUUAUUAUUUUCUUAUGCCUGUGAAUCAUGGAAGUCAAGCCAGCCUCUACCUUCACAUCCAGCUCUAGGUUUCCAUCUUGGUCAAAGCAGUGUUGGUGAUCAAGAAAUGAUCAAUACUUUGGUAUAUGAAAACUGGCCAGGCAGAUAGAUAGGAGUACUCCUGGGUUGAAUGCAAAGCAUCUAGAAUGCAUUGGCCUUUUGGGGAAGGGUUUAAUCAAGAUGCAUGUUCGUGAGAGCAUUAGAUGGCUCAUGAAUUCACGUUAUGCUUGGGUAUGCUGCAAUAGUACACAUUUAUAAAAAUGCCUAGAUGUGAUAUUAUUAGGGCUGCAACAACUAAAUUUAUUUUUAAAAGGUUUUGACAGGCUCAAAAGAUGCCCUUAGUUAAAUCAGGCAGAGAGACCUAUAAAAUCAAUACAGGUCCUUAAAAAUUGCAACUGCCAAGCACUAUCUUAAGAGGCAUUCCACUGUUCUUCUCUUAUAAGAGGGAAUGUCUCUGAGAAGAAAGCUGCCCAGCAUAGUGCUGGUUUUUAAUGUACAGAGCUCUAAAAUGGCAGAUGCCUCUCAGCUGAGCCCCACUGUGAUCUCUCUAAUCAGCUCAGAGCAUCUUCUUGCUAGUGCUUUUCAUGGAUGGCAAAGGCAUGGACAGAGACCCUGGAUGUCCAUGUGAAUCUGGGCAUCUACCAGGAGUAGGAUUGAAUUGUCAUCACAGAUAUUGAACAGGCUGCAUUUGUUCAGUUAUGAUAUUUUAGUGAGUGUGCCUGUUUUAGCAUGCUUUGUAUUAUAUCUCACUUGUUCUUAUCCAUCCUUAGGGUUGCCACGUCUUUACUACUGGCCCUGCUCCUAUGCCUUUAAUGGCAGCUUAAUACAAAUGUUUAGCAAGUGAAGCUUUCUCUGGUACAGAGGUAAGGCUGGGGAAAACAUUGCCUGCUAAAUUUGUGUACAAAACUGCCAGAAUGGUCAAAGAGUAGGGCCAGUCAAGAAGAUGGCAACCGCUUUAGUUCUAAACACAUAAUGAUCAAAGAAGGUUAAAAAGAAAGGUUCAACUCACCUCUUUUACAGUCCCCGAGUCCCCAGCUCUUUGAAAAUAAUCAGGAAUACAUGUUGUGUGUUUAGUGAAAUUUUAUAGUCUUCCUUGGUUUGUAUUUAUUAUAUCAUCAAUACUUAGUGGUUUGUGAAUUCUAGUUUGUAAAAAAAAAAUAAACUUUUGUGACAU